AGCCCAUAAUACUACCUCCUUGACUGACUGCAAAACUCUCUGGAGCUUCAUAAUGCUGCUUUCUCUAUGCAUAUCAAGUUUGGAAAUAAAAAAAAAAAAGUGUGAACCUUGAUUCAAACAGCGACUCGCUUCGCUGAAACCGAAGGGGAAUCCCACAUGGAGUUGUAAUGCAGAGUGCGGAGAGCUCGACUCUACAUCUGGGAGGGGUCAGGAGGUUAUUGAUAUUGUAAGACUGUGGGGACUGCUGGAAACGCAUAAAUAGCUGGAAGACACACAGUAAUCUUGCAGUCUUCCUUUCUAUGCCCGGGCACAGGUGACCUCCACUCAGCUCUUCUGCAGGAAACCUCAUCUGCCUCUGCAAAAUCUAACCAACAUGGAAAAGAUGACAUCUCUGAGAGUGAACUGCUGGCUGACCGUGACUCUGGCCCUGCUGAGUGGAGUCCCUGCAAUGCCGGUGGAUGUGGACCGCAUGUGCACGGCCCCUUCCACGGCUAAGUACCGACUGACGUUUACUGGCCAGUGGACACAGACUGCCUUCCCCAAGCACUACCCUCUGUACAGGCCACCUGCUCAGUGGUCCCCCCUCAUAGGAGUAACUCAUAGUUCAGACUAUCACCUCUGGCAAAGGAAUGAGUACGCCAGUAAUGGGGUGAGAGAGUUCUCUGAGAGAGCAGAGGCUUGGACCCUGAUAAAGGAAGUGGAGGCAGCUGGGGAACGGAUCCAGAGCGUCUAUGGCCUCUUCUCAGCGCCAGCUGUGGUUGGAGGAACUGGCCACGCAACCACAGAAUUUGAGGUCUUUGCAAGACACUCUUUACUAUCCUUCAUUGUUCGCAUUGUGCCAAGUCCUGACUGGUUUGUUGGAAUAGACAGUCUGAACUUGUGCGAGGGCGACCACUGGAAAGAAAACAUAAGCCUUGAGCUCUACCCCUAUGAUGCCGGCACAGACAGUGGUUUCACCUUCUCCUCGCCAAACUUUGAGACCAUUCCUCAAGACAAGGUCACUCAGAUAACCUCAUCAUUCCCAAGCCACCCUGCAAACUCCUUUUACUAUCCCAGAUUGAAGCAUCUCCCCCCAAUUGCCAAAGUUUCUCUAACUAAGAUCAAGAACAACCAGAUCUUCAGCUUACCCAUCCAGCCAACACAAUCCAAUCAGAUCCCAAGCGGGAAUGAAAUAGACGGGCCUCUUAUAAAUACCCCUCUGGAUUGCGAGGUGUCUGUGUGGUCACCUUGGGGUCUUUGUAAGGGUCAGUGCGGUGAGAAAGGGGUAAAACACAGAACCCGUUAUAUUCACAUGCAUCCUGCAAACAACGGUGCUCCCUGUCCAUCCCUAGAGGAAAAGAGGCUCUGUAUUCCUGACAACUGUGUGUGAAUAUAAAUCAGACGUGCCUCAUCCAAACGGAAGAAUCUGCAGCUUUAAAAUGAGACUUUUUAAAAGGGAAUGACUGGUUUCUGUAAGACUUUGAUGGGUGAUUUAACGAGCUUACUGAAACAGUCUAGGCCACAUUUCUCAACUUUAAAAGGAAACUGAAGUAUCCAAAGCAGAAAAAAGACAUUUUAAGUUCAUUGCAUAUAAAGGUAAAAUAUAAGAAACUGCAGAUGUCAUCAGCGAAAAAAAAAAAAUCUUCAAAACAGCAGUGAUAGCAGGAGUUCAACUGAUUUGUUUUCACUUUUUACACACUGUCCUCAUGCACUGUUCAUGGAGUCUGAUGCUCUCUGGUGGAAAAACUCACUCGUGACAUCAUCACACUCAAAAGCUGAAACACAUCUUUAGUUCAAACUACUCUGUUUUUGUCAAUAUAUGUUGCAUAAGUGGAUGAAUUCUGUACAAUAACUGCAAAACUGUAUAUAAGUUGUAAAUACAAAUAAAUAAAACGUGUUUCUUCUGAA
Danio aesculapii is the source of this 1887-nucleotide messenger RNA. It is a transcript of the gene spon2b, whose product is annotated as spondin 2b, extracellular matrix protein. Bases 374 to 1369 code for a protein of 331 amino acids. The record is from RefSeq and is a predicted model, not a curated record. Gene Ontology annotation, cellular component: extracellular matrix. The transcript is spliced from 6 exons. Lineage: Eukaryota; Metazoa; Chordata; Actinopteri; Cypriniformes; Danionidae. Gene Ontology annotation, biological process: cell adhesion.